Molecule: messenger RNA, 2141 nt
Organism: Caenorhabditis angaria
Lineage: Eukaryota; Metazoa; Nematoda; Chromadorea; Rhabditida; Rhabditidae
Source: the annotation of a GenBank genome assembly
AUGAUUCUCAUAAAUCUUCUCUCAAUUAUUGUUGUGGUUCAAUGUGAUGUUAUCACUGAUGUGGAAGAAGCUGUUAUGGAUGCAAUCGAAAUUCUUUCAAAACUUCAAGCCAAACAAGUUGUCGUUGAAGAACAUCAUAUACCGAAUUCACAACAAGCAAACGAAGCAUCGAAAAUUAUUCAAUCACAUGCUGAAAUUUUUGAAGAAGCAACUCAAGUUUUAGUCAGCAAAUAUGGGCUUGAUAUUAUUCCAAUUGCGAAUAAAAUCGCUGAAUCUUGGAAAAAUCAAUCUGCUGCUGAAGUUAUUCGAGAAAAAAGAAAUGCUGAAUGUCCAUCGCCUCCACAAUCCUGUUCAGAUCCAUUUCAGUAAGAAACUCUCUUCUUUGUUCGUUGUGAACUAAUAAAUGUUUCAGUCAAACAACUCGUACAAUUAGUGGUGCUUGCAAUAACAUACGAAAUCCAACAUGGGGAAGUGCUGAAACAACAACUCGUCGACUUUUGGGAUCAGUUUUGUAUUCUGAUGGAUUGAACAGAAUUCGAACAAGAGGGUCGACAGGACGAGUUCUGCCAUCUGCCAGAGAAAUUUCAAAUAGAAUUCAUGACUCUGGAAAUCGAGAAACUACUUCCAAAACAUACAACCAUCUUCUAAUGCAAAUGGGGCAAUUUUUGGCUCACGACAUAAUUUUUAUGCCUUCUUCAGUCGCACAAAAUGGUAGAGAUUUGAAUUGUACUCAAUGUGAUUCACCAACAACAGUAUCUCCAAAUUGUGCACCAAUUCCAGUUCCAUCUGAUGAUCCAUAUUUCAAGAUAAAUUGUAUUCGUUUGACAAGAGCGUUGAAUGGCCAGACUGGAUUUGGAAUCAGACAACAAAUAAAUCAAAAUACACAUUUUAUUGAUUUAUCAGCUGUUUAUGGAUCAGAAGAUUGUGAAGCUGUGACAGUUCGAGAAUUUAAAGAUGGGAGAUUGUUAGAAUACAGACAUGCUAAUUAUGUACUUCCACCACAAAAUAAAGAAGACGAAAAUUGUCAAUCUACAUCUCCAAAAUACUGUUUCACAUGUGGUGAUUUCCGAAAUAGUCUCCAUCCAGCCCUUAUUCCCAUUCAUACAAUUUUUAUCAAACAACAUAAUCGACUUGCACAAAUGAUUAGACAGGCAAGAAAUACUUUGAGAGAUGAGCAAAUUUUCCAAAUUGCUCGCAAAAUUAUGAUUGCUCAAUGGCAGCAUUUUGUUUAUUCGGAGUAUUUACCAAAUAUUCUACCAAUGGCAGUCAGGCGAAAGUUUGACAUUGUUCCAUUAGCAAGAGGAAAUUAUCGGGGAUACGAUAGAAAUCAAGAUCCAUCUUUAACAAAUGAAUUUGCUGGAGCUGCAUUUAGAUUUGGUCAUAGUCAAGUUAGAAAUAGAUUCCAAAGGUAACAAACACAAUACGUUAUAUUGAAAUUCUGAAUGAAACUUUUCAGAAUCGAUCGGAAUGGUCAUCCUAGUGGUGAUUACAGACUUGGAAAUGAUAUUUUCUACGCCAGUCAAAUGUAUUUGGAUGGAAUUGGUGGAUGGGAACCUAUUUUGAUUGGAAUGAUCAGAUCUGAAUCAAUGGAAGUUGAUAAAGAUUUCUCAUUUUCAAUGAGAAAUGAAAUGUUUAGAAUACGUGGUCAAGAGGGUUCAGGUGUCGAUAUGGCAGCUAUGAAUAUUAUGAGAGGACGGGAUAUUGGACUACUCCCAUAUACUUCAUAUCGAACAUUUUCGGGUUUAUCAGAAGUGAAAGGUUUCAAUGAUUUGAGAUCAGAAUUUACACAAGAAAAUAUUGAUUUACUCCGAAAUGUUUAUAGAAUUGUUGGUGAUAUUGAUUUAUACGUUGGAAUUCUGACUGAAAAACACAUGGAUGGAGGAAUAAUUGGGCCAACUGGAGCAAAUAUGAUUGGAGAAGGUUUUAUGGCUUUGAAGAAAGGAGAUAGAUUUUUCUAUGAAAAUCGAGGUGUUUUAACGGAUUCACAACUUGCCGAAAUCAGAAAAUCGACGUUUUCAAAAACUGUUUGUGAAAACACUGAUGCAUUUGCGAGAAAUGUGAGCACUCAAAUUUUCCACGUUUUGAGUCGAGUUGUAGAUUGCAGGAAUUUACCCGAUAUUAAUAUUCAACCAUUUUUAUAA